AUGUCGAGUUCUGUGAUUUUUGUUGGUCUCCUGAUCGGGUUUCUGGCUUUGAGUUGUGCUCAGCUUCUGCCUCUGGAAGAAGAUUUUUGUUGCUUUGUGAGGAUGGUUGCAGUUGGUUUUGUGUUUGAGAUGAAGGGUUUAAAUUUAACUGGAGUUAUACCUGAGGAACUCGGAAAUCUUACACGGUUGGAAAAAAUUGAUUUCACUCGCAACUACAUUAGUGGAUCAAUCCCUGCCAGCCUUUCCCGCUCCCCCAUUCGUUUUCUGUAUCUUUUGGGGAAUCGACUAAAUGGUUUAAUUCCUACUGAUAGCUUUACUUUACUCAGAGAGCUGGACUUGGAAGACAAUCAGUUUGAAGGCCCUCUUCCGCAAAACCUCGGGAAGUUGACUCAAUUGGAAAAAAUCCUUUUUUCAGGAAACAAUUUUACUGGUACGAUACCAGAAUCGUACAGAAAUCUGAAGAACUUAAUUGAUUUUAGGAUAGGUGGGAGCCAAUUAUCAGGGAAGAUACCUGAAUUUAUUGGAAACUGGAGCAAACUUCAAAAACUGUGA
Messenger RNA from Malus domestica (apple), 552 nucleotides. The record is from RefSeq and is a predicted model, not a curated record. NCBI's taxonomy places the organism in Eukaryota, Viridiplantae, Streptophyta, Magnoliopsida, Rosales, Rosaceae.